Messenger RNA from Penicillium nucicola, 849 nucleotides. Its product is annotated as type 1 glutamine amidotransferase. Gene Ontology annotation, cellular component: nucleus; cytosol. The record is from RefSeq and is a predicted model, not a curated record. Lineage: Eukaryota; Fungi; Ascomycota; Eurotiomycetes; Eurotiales; Aspergillaceae. The annotation marks the transcript as partial. The transcript is spliced from 3 exons.
CGCUUAUCGCACCGUUAUCGGGUCUCACCGCGGGACUUCAAUCGUGACUACUUCCACGCUUUACUUCAUCACAAUUACUCCAUACACAACAUGUCGAAUAGUCUUCGCAUCGCGAUUAUUCUGUGCGAUACGCCCAUCCAGCCAGUCGUGGAAAAGUAUGGCGAUUACUAUGCUAUCUUCCAAGCUCUAUUGAAGCAGGGUUUCCAAGACCUGGGGGUGUCGGACGAUAUCGAUGUGCAUUUCAGUGGUCACCAUGUCGUGGACAAUCCUCAGUUUCCUGAUCUGAAAGACUAUGAUGCUUUGCUGAUGACCGGAAGCAAACAUGAUGCCUGGAGCAACGCCGACUGGAUUGUUGACUUAACGAGCUACGUGAAGAAAGUGUUUGAAGCAAAGAAGCCCAUAGUUGGUAUCUGUUUCGGCCAUCAGAUUCUUGCACGAGCACUGGGGGCCAAAGUGGGAAGAAACGAUAUCGGAUGGGAGAUUUCUGUGGAGGGGCUCGAUUUGACCGAUGAGGGGAAAGAACUGUUCGGAAAGAACACGCUGUCCAUCCAGCAAAUGCAUCGCGAUAUUGUCUUCGAUGUCCCGGCCGGCUGCACCAAUCUUGGGACAAGUCCGAUUUGCGGGGUCCAAGGCCUGUAUAUGCCGCAGCGAGCGUUAUCUGUGCAGGGACAUCCUGAAUUCCAUGAAGGAAUUAUGUCCCCUUUGUUGGAAUUGAGACAUGAAAGCGGUCUGUUCAAUGAUGAAUUGUAUAAGGAUGCGUUGUCGCGCGCGGGGAAUCCCCAUGAUGGGCGGUUGAUAGCGAAGGCAAUGGUAAAGUUCAUAGUGGAAACGCAGAGUAGCAUGUCAUAA